Molecule: messenger RNA, 1334 nt
Organism: Antechinus flavipes (yellow-footed antechinus)
Lineage: Eukaryota; Metazoa; Chordata; Mammalia; Dasyuromorphia; Dasyuridae
Gene: SUPT4H1
Product: SPT4 homolog, DSIF elongation factor subunit
Exons: 5
Coding region: 219-572 (117 amino acids)
Biological process (GO): regulation of transcription elongation by RNA polymerase II; positive regulation of DNA-templated transcription, elongation; mRNA processing
Cellular component (GO): DSIF complex; nucleus
Molecular function (GO): zinc ion binding; RNA polymerase II complex binding
Source: RefSeq, a predicted model, not a curated record
GUGUUAACCUGGCUCCGCCCUCUAAGCGGGAGAGACCAUCUCGCGGCAAUUUGAGAGGGGAGAAAGAAACGAGCGGAAGUUCCUGUCUGGGGGGCACGCCCUCAUCGGAAGUCCUUUGGAGUGGGUCAGGAGAGUACUUCCGGUGCAGUAUGAGACCUAAACUGAGAAUCGUUUUCGAUGGUGGUUGGUGAAGUAUUUUUUGGCUCCCAGAGGCAGCGAUGGCGUUAGAGACGGUUCCCAAGGAUUUGCGACAUCUGCGAGCUUGUCUUCUUUGUUCUUUGGUCAAGACUAUAGACCAAUUUGAGUAUGAUGGCUGUGAUAAUUGUGACUCAUACCUACAGAUGAAAGGUAACCGAGAGAUGGUAUAUGACUGCACAAGUUCUUCUUUUGAUGGGAUCAUUGCAAUGAUGAGUCCGGAAGACAGCUGGGUCUCUAAAUGGCAGCGAGUUAGUACCUUCAAGCCUGGAGUUUAUGCAGUUUCUGUCACUGGCCGUCUGCCUCAAGGAAUUGUUCGGGAACUGAAGAGCCGAGGCGUGGUUUACAAAUCCAGAGACACAGCAAUAAAGACCUAGUGAGCCCAAGGACGUCCAACCCUCUUUGCUUGAAACUCUAUUAGGCUGGUUUUUUUUUUUUUUUGUUUUGUUUUGUUUUGUUUUUUUUUGGGGGGGGGUGGAGUUUGGCCUGGAGAACUGAAAGAAUACUACUCAUUUUCCUGCCUACUCUCCAUUCUUCAGCAUUUGAGGGAUGCCAAAAACAAUAAUAUGACUGAUUUCAAGAACAUUGGAUUUUGGGUUGUUGAAAGAGGGUUGGAUUCAUAAGAUUUUGGAAAUGUCUAGGCAGGAUAUGCUGUUUAUUUCAUCCUGAGUGCCAGACUGUUGGAUUGUGUGUGGGUCAGAGGAUAAUAAUAAAUGUGAACUGUUUCAGUCAGAAAGGACCCUUUCUCAGUUCUUUGGUUCAGACCUCUUUUUAUUCAACUGUGAACAGGGCCCACAGUCUUAAUUUUGUUAGGAUGUUUUCAGAGUUUGUCAGAGCCUUCUAAAUGGCUGCUGACUAUUUGCAUCUUCACAUUCCAAUAUGAGUUUUUUUUGAGGGGUUUUGCUUCAUUAGAAACUCUUGCAGUUGUCAAUAAAAAGUUAAAAAAGAAACUCUUAUAGCCCUGCUUUUCCUACUGAUCUAUUUAUUAGACCAUCUUUUUUGGCUUUACACUAAGAAUUCCAAUAAUAGAAUUAAUCUACUACCUAGGUCUAAAACAGCAGUGAAAGUCUAUGAUUUAAGAUACUUAAAAGAUAUUGGGAGAAAGGGUUACUGAUUGCUGCCUUCCUUUUUUUUUUUUU